Vitis vinifera (wine grape) is the source of this 890-nucleotide messenger RNA. RefSeq lists its product as uncharacterized. The record is from RefSeq and is a predicted model, not a curated record. Lineage: Eukaryota; Viridiplantae; Streptophyta; Magnoliopsida; Vitales; Vitaceae. The transcript has 3 exons. Bases 308 to 667 code for a protein of 119 amino acids.
GCUUCAAUUCUUGGGUGAUGGUGCUUCCUCCUGAAGCCAAAUCACCAUAGAAUAUUAGCAUCAUGGCUUCAGUCAAGUCUCAACCACUGCCAACCUUGUCCUUGUCGUGCUUGAAACUGGAGAGGAACAACCCCAGGGAUACUAAUUGCAGUGACUCUGAGUCAAAGAAUCAGAAUAAUUUGGGAACUGAUAAUGUUGAAAAAGGAAUGUCUUACACUUGGGGCGAGGUUUUGGAUGAGAAACCCACAAAAUUGAAGAUAGUCAUCCACCGUGGUGAAAGAAAUUGACAGUGACAUCUGAACAAGGAAUGGGAGGAGAAGGACAAGAUCAAAAAGAAUUAGGACAGAGGACAUGGAAUCUCAGGCCAAGAACAGCAGUGAGGAAGCAUUUCAAUGCAAUUAGAGGGCAAUCAGGAAUAUCAAAUCCUAUUUGUAACAUUUUAGAAACUACAAAAAAGCAGGAGAAGCCGAAGAAGUUCUUGAUCACGCUUACAUGGGAGGAGAUUGAAGCAGAUUUCCUUGCAAUGACCGGUUCCAAACCCCCUCGAAAGCCAAAGAGGAGACCCAAGAAUGUGCAGAAUGUAAUAGAUAAUCUGGCUCCAGGCUUAUGGUUGCAUGAGGUUAAUCCCAGUUCAUAUGAGUGCAAAGGUUCAAAGUCUCAUAACUGAAGGUACUGUGGUUUAUGGCUAUGUUUGGAAAGCUCAAAGUAUCAUGAACUUAUCAAGAAUUUCAAAUUCUAUGGGAGUCAAUUGUGGAAAUCUGGUUAGAAUUUACUUUGUGUUAAGCAAUUAAAUGUUAUUCACUUUAGGAGUUGGGGGGAUGUUAUUAACAGGGUGAUCGAGGAAAUGCACUUUGAUGCUCUUCAUAUGCUCCAGACCCCAGUCAUUACAA